This is a messenger RNA of Ricinus communis (castor bean), 1570 nucleotides long. Its product is annotated as protein AUXIN-REGULATED GENE INVOLVED IN ORGAN SIZE. Bases 960 to 1376 code for a protein of 138 amino acids. The record is from RefSeq and is a predicted model, not a curated record. Gene Ontology annotation, biological process: positive regulation of organ growth. NCBI's taxonomy places the organism in Eukaryota, Viridiplantae, Streptophyta, Magnoliopsida, Malpighiales, Euphorbiaceae. The transcript has 2 exons.
UCAGUUUCCAAAACCAGCAACUUGUAUGUCAGCAAAACCCCACUUCUCCUUCUCCAUACACUGAACCCAACCUUUUCUUUCUUUCUUUUUUCUUUCUUUCUCUCUCUAACAUGCAAUACAAUGGAUGUUCAAGACAUAUAUAAAAGAAAAAGGAAAAAACUUUGAACUAAUUAUUAUACAAAUACAGUGCAAGAAACCAAAAACCCAUCAAAAUUCAUCUCAUCUCAUUUCCUUUCAUUCAUUCAACACUCAUUCUAUACCUUCCUUUUCACCUUCCACAUUCUUUCCCCUUCUCUCUUUCUUUCUUGAGCCAUUCCUUUUCUUUUUUCUCUUUUGUCAAUUAAAAAGAAAGAUUAGAGAGAUCUAGCUAAUCAAGAAUCUCCUCAAAUAAAAUACAAAAGAAAAAAAGAUUUGAGAUAUGCAAAAAUUGUAUGAUUGUGCAUUCCAUCUUUCUUGUUCCCUUGUUUGGCAAUUCCCUCAUCACUACUCUCUCCACCAUCAAAAACUUGAGCAUCUUCUUUUAUCUUCAUCACAGUUGGGUAUCUGGAGGCAAAGUUUCUUGGUAUUGAAGCUGAAGCUGAAGCUGAAAUAGGAAUGAGUAUAAUAUAAAUAUAGGAAAUAAUUAGAAGAGUUUAGCAUUGUUCUUGGAGGCAUAAUAUUCUGUUAAUUUGGGUAUGGAUCUGAUUCCCAUUUCUGUCAAUUGAAGCACCAAUCCUGUACAUUGUGUUUUAAGAAGCAUAAGCAUUGCAAGAAUCAGCAUUUUUAGAUAUCUGGGUUUGCAAAUUUUCUUCCAAGUUGAAGAAAUCAAGAGGAUAAGCCACAUUUUAAAAUCAGGGGUUCCAUUGAUCAAGUUUCAAGAAAUCAAAAACCAAAGGGUCUGUGGCAUUGUGGAAAUAUAUACUUGAAAGAAACUGAUCUCAUCUUGGGUUUUGGGGUUUGUGACAAAAAGGAAGUAUUAAAUGAGUUUUGAACAUUCUGAAACAGAUUCAAGAUUUUCAAGGAGUAGUAUAAUCCAUCUGCAAGAUCAUUAUUCGAGCAACGUUAUGGAUGUAAGAGCAAGAAAGAUGGGCACUAGUACUACACCAGCACAAGCACCACCUCCUUUUAGAGUUGAGAAAAAGAAAAUGGAGUAUCAAAGAUCACUCUCACAAGGAAGUAGUGGAAGAAGAUUGUUCCCUGCAAGCUAUUUCAGCUUGGAGUCAUUGCUUCUGCUAAUAUGUUUAACAGCAUCUUUGUUGAUCUUGCCAUUGAUACUACCACCAUUGCCACCACCACCUUUCUUGUUGCUUCUGCUUCCUAUAGGAAUCCUGGCAGUCCUUAUGAUCUUAGCUUUCAUGCCUGCCAAUGCAAGAGAUAUAACCUAUACAUAUGUGUAAAUGGUAUUUCAAAAUAAAAGAAGAAAAAAAAAAUGCCUGGUUCUUUUCUUUACAUACAAAUUUUGUAUUUUUGUUCUCUUUUCUCUUUCUAAGUGUUAAGAAAAAGGAAAGGAAAGAUGAUAACAGUUCUUUUAUUUCUUUUAACCAUGGAUCUUUAAUCUCUUAGUCUUAAUCAUUUUGUGGCCUUUCUAUUA